GUAGUGUUCAAUAGCAUCGCACAGACCAAUGCUGCAUUGCGCUCCUCACCGAGCAGGAGCUGUCAGCAGCCGGGACACCAAGCCAUUUAAUCUUCCUAUAUGACAGGGGGAGGUGAGGUCUGUCCCCAGUAACCGUCAUACACACACACGGCGACCCAACACCGCCUCUGCUGCCUCUCCCGUUACAGCUCAGCGAUCGAGUUACGCGGCCGGGGGAAAUGUUGCAGUAGCGAGGAGAGAGAGAGAGAGAGAGAGAGAGAGAGAGAGACACUGCAGCAUCACUUGAGACCGGCAGCAGCAGCAGUCCCAAGCAGUGCAGGUGAGAGGAAAAAAGCCAGAGGAGUAGGAGGAGGAGGCGCAUGUGGAGGAGAGAGAGAGAGAGAGAGAGAGAGCGAGAGAGAGAGAGAGAGAGAGAGAGAGAGAGACAGAAUGCGGGACUCUUGGAAAAAGACGCAUCUACACUCGGUCCAUCCCCGAGACAUCCAUCCCGUUCACAGGCUACAUACGCUGAGUUGAUGAUGAUAUUGGAAUCUCAAUUUUAGCCCAUCAGGAGAGGCUCUAAUUUUCUGUUUUAUAAGAAGAAGAAAAAUAUUCUGAGAAACUAGCUUUCAUAACUUGCGUGAAGGAAUCCGACGGCUUGGCACGUUGCUCCACUGCGGGAAAAAGAGGACAACGCAGCUGGAUCUAAAGGUAAGAAAAGAUCCAGUUGCAGCACCCCAAACCCACUUUUUUUCAAACUGAUUUUCAUUCCUCUUCUGGGGAUGUUGAGUUAAUUUUCACUCGGCGUCCGGAGAGCUGAGCAGUGUUUUUAUUUUCUUCCUUUUGUGUGGUUGCUGCAUUGCAGUUUCUAACUGUGAAAAACGCGAGAAAAGCUGCUGUCCCAAAUGUGACUGGAAUAAAAACAACUUACAAAUGACAAUAUGAACUGAUACGCGUCCUCGUGUGACAGCGGGAUAGCCCUCCGGUUUACGAGAAAGAAAGAGUGAAAGAGGAUUAAUCAAAGGCUGAUGAAUGAGUUGUUUGUUUUUUCGCAGCAGGAUGGAUUUUUGAUAUCUUUUAUGGCGUCAACAGCCCAGCAAGACAACGAAAUUGUUAUUAUAGAAGUUAAAAAAGCACUGUUCAGUAGCCUACUAUAGAAGAAUAAAGAAAGCCUGCACCGCUGAAGUGAACUACGGUGAGAGUGUGGAAGCUUUUCCCUGGACCUCAGGCGGCAGUCCGCAGAGAGCGAUAGGGAGAAAGUAAGAAAGGAUACAUCAAACGCCCACGCUGUGAGUUACACCAGACCACAAAACACCAAUAAAGAAGAGACAAGCCACAGCUCAGAAGCAGACAGCGGGAAGGAGAGAGGCGAGAGGAAGAAGGAGCCAUGCAGAGGCUUGGUGCAGUGCACUCCUCCGCGGCGCAGGCUCUCAGCCUCGUGGUCUUAGUGCUGCAGCUGCUGACUCAGCUACCGGGUGCCGACUCAGCUCUCCGGUACCGGGUGGCGGAGGAGGGCCCACCUGACGUCAAGAUUGGCAACGUGGCCGCCGACCUGGGACUCACGGCAGGUACAGGCAGCGGGGAUGUCACCUUCGCCCUGGAGAGCGGCUCCGAGUUCUUCAAGAUUGACAAUGUGACAGGUGAGCUGACAACAGGCCCAAGGCGCAUCGACAGAGAGAAGCUCCCACAGUGCCAGAUGAUAUUUGAUGAAAAUGAGUGUUUCUUGGACUUUGAGGUGUCGGUGAUUGGACCACUGCAGAGCUGGGUAGACCUGUUUGAAGGCCGUGUGGUCAUAACAGAUAUCAAUGACAACACACCUUCCUUCCCCUCACCUGUGCUCCAGCUCUCAGUUGAGGAGAAUCGCCCAAUAGGAACCCUUUACCUGCUGCCCACAGCAACAGACAGGGAUUUUGGGCGAAAUGGCAUUGACCGCUAUGAGCUGAUCCAAGAUGGUGCCGCCGGGUCAGGUUCAACAAGACGCACAGCAGGAGGCAACCCCAUUGCUAGAGUGGAUGGACUUGGGGACCGGAGGGGUAGAAGUGGAGAUAUUGGAGGACCCAGGAGCACUGUGUUCGAACUACAAGUUGCAGAUAUACCAGAUGGUGAAAAACAACCACAGCUCAUUGUGAAAGGCACAUUGGAUCGUGAGCAAAAAGAUUCAUAUGAGCUCGUCCUCAGGGUUCGAGAUGGGGGGAACCCACCACGUUCCUCCCAAGCCCUGCUUCGCGUUUCCAUAACUGAUGUGAAUGACAACAGCCCACAGUUUGAGAGGUCUACAUAUGAGGCAGAAAUGGCAGAAAAUGCUCCUCCAGGUACACCUGUCCUCCAGGUCAGAGCUUCAGACCGCGACAUUGGAGUCAACGGGCAGGUGGAGUAUGUCUUUGGAGCAGCCACAGAGUCCGUCAGGCGACUUCUGCGGCUGGACGAGGCAACUGGAUGGCUGAGCGUCCUUCACAGGAUUGACAGGGAAGAUGUGGCGCAACUGAGGUUCACAGUAACAGCCAGAGACCGGGGUCAGCCACCCCGCACUGACCGCACCACUGUGAUUUUGGCUGUCCGGGAUGAAAAUGACAACGUCCCAGUCGUAGAAAUCCGAAAGAUUGGGCGGAUCCCCGUUCGAGAUGGAGCAGCAUUAGUACCAGAGAACGUUCUGGUGGACACACCAGUAGCUCUGGUACAGGUGUCAGACCGAGACCAGGGAGAGAAUGGGGCUGUGACGUGCACAGUUGUAGGAGACGUCCCAUUCACAUUGAAGCCAGCUGGUGAAACUGUUCUCCCACCCUUACCUGCAGAUGAAGCCUUUGACAGGAAUAAGAAAAAAUACUUCUUACAUACUUCCGCCUUGCUGGACUACGAGGCCACCAAAGAGUACAGUGUUACCAUUGUGGCAGUAGAUUCUGGCAGCCCCAGUCUGUCCAGCAACAGCUCACUAAUGGUACGAGUGGUAGAUAUCAAUGACCAUGCCCCAACCUUUGCCCAGAGCGUUGUGGAGGUCCACUUUGCUGAAAACAAUACACCUGGUGAAAGGGUAGUCACUGUGGUAGCCACAGAUGCAGACAGCGGCAAGAAUGCAGAGAUUGCAUACUCCUUGGACCCUGCUGGUAACGGGCCAUUUUACAUAGAUGCCGAUAAUGGAGACAUCCGUGCGACUGGGGUUCUGGACCGUGAGCAGCGAGAGAGGUAUGAACUCCGAGUCAUUGCCAAGGACAAGGGUACACCUUCUCUGCAAGGCUCUGCCACUGUUGUCGUCCAGGUGACCGACCGCAAUGACAACGCGCCAAAGUUUGUUCAGGAAAUCUUUACAUUCUACGUGAAAGAGAACCUGCUUGCUAACAGCCCAGUUGGUAUGGUCACCGUGACUGAUGCUGACGAAGGCGAGAACGCAGAACUUAGUCUGUUUGUAGAGAUGGAUGGAGUUGAUGAGAAGAAGACGGUAGAGAAGGUGGAAGGAGAAGAUGCAGAGAAAGAGCGAGAAGAGAUGUUUUCCAUCGAGAACAACACGGGGACUAUCUUCUCUUCUGCAUCGUUUGACCGUGAAAAGCUUUCCACCUACGCCUUCCGUGUCCGGGCUGUGGAUGGAGGGGAGCCCCGCAAAACUGCCACCGCCACCAUCUCGCUCAUUGUGACGGAUGAAAAUGACAACGCCCCCUCAAUCACCUCUCCAACCAAUGAGUCCUACACCCUCCUUCCACCUGCCAGCAGUGCCCGCACAAUCGUCAGGACUGUAACAGCCUUAGACUCAGACACUGGCCCAAAUGCAGACCUUCACUAUGCUCUAGUGGGGGGAAAUCCCUUCAGGCUGUUUGAAAUUGGCCACACCAAUGGAGUAAUCACCCUGGCAGAACCUCUGGAGCGGCGCCACAGAGGUCUGCAUCGCCUGGUGGUCCGGGUCAAUGAUAGUGGGGCCCCCUCUCUCUGUGCUACCGCCCUGGUUCAUGUCUUCAUCAACGAGAGCUUGGCCAACGCCACCCUAGUGGAUGCACAGGUGGCCCGAAGUCUGAUGGCUCCACUGUCACUGGACAUUGCAGGGGACCCAGACAGCGAGCGUGCAUUAGGGAAACAGCGCCUCAGCGUAGCUAUCGGUGUCCUGGCGGGAGCUGCGGCGGUCAUCCUCGUUAUCCUCCUUGUAGUCACAGCUCGGCAGUGCGGUGCUCAGGGCAAGAAUGGCUACGAGGCCGGAAAGAAGGAGCCAGAGGAGGACUUCUUCAGUCCUCCAGGUGCCCAACCACAGGCUGGCUGCAGCAGAGGAUCAGACCGUGGACGCAAACCGCGACGGGACAAACGCAAUGGAAGUGGCAUUGGUGCAGCUGCAGGAGGAGGGAAGGCAGACAGAUCACUCUACAGCGGUAUCGUCACAGUCAACGGGCUGCGUCGCCAUGCCAAUGACGACGAUGAGGAGGAUUUGAGCAGUGCUAGUGAGCGCCUGGCAGCCCGCUACUGUGCUAUGGACGGUGACCCCGGCAGCCCACGGAUGGGCGGCGGCAGGAGACAUCAGUCAAGCCCAGACCUGGCCAGGCACUACAAAUCCAGCUCACCUCUCCCCGCAGUGAAUCUGCAGCCCCACUCCCCCCCAGCUGAAGGAAAGAAGCACCAGGCGGUCCAGGACCUGCCUCCCUCCAACACCUUCGUGGGCAGUGGGGGUUGUGUGGGGAGUGCCGGCUCCAGCAGCAGCAGUAGCGGGGGCAGUGGCAAUGCAGAUGCCAUGUCCCUGGGAUCAGACCAGUGCUCAGAGUAUGGCUGCCAGACUGGGAGCAAGUACAGCAAACAGGGGACCCUUCGCCGGGUGACCUUCUCUGUUGUCAGCCAGCCCCAGGAUGGCGGUUGCUAUGACAGUGGCCUGGAAGACUCAGAGACGCCAAGCAGCAAGAGUUCGUCAGGGCCGCGGCUGGGAGCCCUGCCGCUGCCUGAGGAAGGCUACGAGCGGACCACACCAGAGGGCAGUGUGGGAGAGGAGGAGCACGUGGAGAAUGAUGCCAGACAGCUGCCAGACGUAGCUCUGACAGGAAAGUGUACCAGGGAGUGUGAUGAGUUUGGCCACUCUGACACUUGUUGGAUGCCCGUCCGCCCUUCGCCUCGCCAGCGCCACGGCAGCGACCCCCCACGGCUCUCCACCUUCGCCCCCGGAGAUGAUAAUAACAAUCUCCGUGGUAACGACCAUGAGAGUGACAGCGAGAGCGCUGGCAGUGCAGGGAGCUCAGAACCCGGGGUGGUUGUCGGCGGAGAAGGUCAGAGAUUACCCUUAGCCAAUGGGGAUCCUCUCGGCACCCUGGGAAGUGGAGACCGCAACAGAAACAUGGGCGAUCACAACCGUAACCUUCUGAACCGCAAGAUGACUUCGGCAUCAUAUGACACAUUUAGCAGCGCAGGCUUCGGGAGGCGCCAGCAAGAGGAGGAAGGAGGAGAAGGCAAGAACCCACCUGAAGUCAUACCACUGACGCGGACAGGAGGGGACUACAAGACCACGUCCUGCCUCACGUUGUCACGCCGAGAGGUUUACCUGUGAUAGCCUUGCAACGGAGCAAUCAUCAACACACCACACCCUUUUCUAAAAAAAAAGCAGGGAGGGUUAAGACUUUACUGGCAAGUCAUCAGUUUGGAAGGCCUUUUAAAUCCGUGAACAUGUGAAAAUGUGAGAAAAGAUUGGCUUGGAUUCCGACUAUUAUUUAUAGGCACCUAAACUUAGCAAGUGAUGGGUCCACUCUUCAGAGAGCUCGGACUAGGAGUACUUUAAAAAAAAAAAAAGAAGUUUUUUUUUUAACUAUCAAUGAAAGUUGCCUACAGGCAAAGAUCCGUUUAUGUCUAUGUGGAGGACAACUUCAUGUCUUCAUCUUUUUACCUGAAUCCAAUGCAUGCCUGACCUUCUAACACAGAGGGAUCUGUGUGAAGAAGAGAGACAUUAAGACUGAGUAAAUCCCGAUUCUAUAAAUGCCUCGAUGCAUAUAAAAACUUUCACUGAGGCAACAGCAGUCAAGAUUUGGACUCAACUGGUGAACCAUCUGCUGAAAAACCACAGAGGUCUUAUCCAGUUAAAAUAGAUGAAAAGAAGUAACGGGUCUUUGAUUGAGUUAUUUGGAUCUAAUUCAAGCCAAUCAAACUUUCUAAUGCCUAAUCAACUUUAUUGCAACACAAGACGGGGAUAUUAACCAAUCAAACUGCUAAUCCCGUGAGAAUCUUAACAAGUCAUAAACAGUGUAUCAAAGUACUGACAAAAGUGUGGUCACUGUACAGUUACACGGUAGAAAAAUGUGCUGAUCUCUAAAAUCAGGUAUCUUUAAAAACAAAUGAUUCAGAAUAAACUGCAACAAUGUGAAAAUACUUUUUUUACAGUAAUCAAAUGUAACCAUACAAGAUUCUCAGAGAGUGUCAGUAGUGCCACAGAAUUCCAGCGUGUGUGAAAAUAUGUUCAUUAUUUUACCUUCACACUCAGUCUGUAUGUAUAUAUUGUAUGUGUGUAUUUGAAAAGGCAGCAGUUGUAUCUCUCUGCUGCUGUCCGCCGUUUCGGAGUAUACAGAGGUGCUGAGUUCACUACACACCUACUGUAUCCUAAUAGUGUUCAUGUAUCAUAAAUGUUCUUUCGCACACACAUACACACACAUAUACACAUGCACGCAUGCACGCACUUACACACACAGACCUAAGCAUGCAACCACAAACUCAUACAGUGCAUUUACAGAAUGUGAACAUGCAUAGGGCCACAGUUUAUGACAUGAUUCAGUGGCCGUGUAACAUGAAGUAUAUAAUAACUUGCAUUAACUUUCAUACAGAAAACAUUAAGCACACACACACACACACACACACAUACACACACAAAUACGGCAUAUUAAAACAUAGGUAGAGACACAAACCCAUAUUAAGAUACGCGCACUGCGCAAUUCAUAUGCACUAUGUGUGUAUGUGCACUUAUUCAUCAUUUUUUAACAUAUUGCCUUUCAUUGAACUAGCUGUAGCAUUUUGCCUGCUCCCCCAGUCAGUAUUUAAACAUGAAAUGUAUUUAAAUAAUUACUCAUCUCUCUGACUGAUGUGUUGGGCUACAUUAAAGGGAAUUUCAAACACGUCAUCUGAUGUAUGUAAUGAUAGACAAUGUGGGAAUAGGGGAUUUUCUGCAUACUGUAAGUAGGACUCAUAGAAAAACCAAAAUUCUGUAAGAAAAAAAGGAAAAGAAAAAUGGACUAUGCAUGAAAGAAAGAUAAUGCUAACUUUUUUUCUCUCUUUUUUAAACCACACGCCUUUUUGGAUACCACGCCUAUUUGGAUACAUCUGUAUUAUAUAUGUGUGCUUACGGAGAAAUGGAGAUAAUGAUGGCAGCAAGGGAGUUAGCUUCAGUGGAUGAAAUUGUUCCCACUUUAUCAUGGAGUGAGUUUGGUGUAACCUUGGGCCUUUAUCUCAGUUUCCACAGCCCAAAGUGGGCACUAAAGGUGCUGAGGCGCAGGCUGUAACAAAAAAGAACACAAUGUAGUGGGAGCGCAGAGUUCUGCUGCACCCUUUUCACCACACAGUGCCGACCUGAACACGCCCCAUACUGCUGUGCUAAACUGCACAGAUAACCGACUCCUUCACAUUCGUCCUUCCCAGCAGCUACUGCACGACUCCAGACACACUCUGCUGCACUGGGUUGAAGAGUGGGUGUGGAUCGAGGCCAGCACAUCUUAAUUCCCAUCAUCAGUGUGUGGUUCAGUGGUGUGAUAGGGAUAAUAGGGUUAGGUCGUCCCUGUGGUCUUAAUGAGUUUCUUUUCUCCUCUCUUCUCCUCCCUUGAUCUGCACUGAUCUCAUUAAUGUCUGGAUUGGCGAAUGUAACACUUCUGAAAAUUGCCAGAAAGUGUGUCUCUUCAUUUUUCUGGUUGUUUUGGAUCAGAUCAGGCAGGGGGACAUGCUUGUAAAAGGAGGUGCUACAAUUUAGUUCAUAGGUCCUUGUAGAUCAUAGAGUUAGUCAGAAAAGAGAGCAACACUCAGGUAAGAUGUGCGACAAUGUUCAACUUAUUAACUAACUACUUGUGGUUUUGGCCACACAUUGUUGCUGCUUGACUGUGCCCUCACUGAAAGGUAACUGGACGUGCGGAAACAGUAAAGUAGUGAGUCCUGUACAUUCAUUCUACAUUGGUAAUCGUCCUGAGAAAUGAGUGUGCUCCAUGUGUGUGAUUACACUUUGUAUACCUGUAUAUACCUACAACUCUGUGACCGACUCCCUUUAGCUUGUUUUAGGCCACUGAUGUACUUAACUCCCUAAGCCUUCAUUACCCCCAAAUCCCCAACAUGGCUGUUUACUGAGCUCUGUUAUUGAUGGACUGUGCUGAGGAUGUAACAAAACUAAAGGCCUAAUGCAUGGAGUACGAGGCACACACACUGAGAGACAGAAGGACACAUGCUCUUUCUCUGGGAGAAAUAGUUGAGAUAAGUGUGUCUCCAUCCCUUGGAGGCCAGAAAAGUCUUGAAGAACUGACGUCCAGUUUGUGAGCUUUGGAAAGAGACUCUUGACACAGCACUGCCUCUUCAAAGUGGCAGAUAUUUCUUCAAACUGCUGUUUUCUGGCAGUUUCAUUAUGGCACCUUUCAAACCCUCCCAACCAGAUUUAAGGGAACUUGCUGUACAUGAAUCUGUGUGGGUGUGUAUCUUUUUUUAUACUGCACGUUUAAACAUGAAUAUCUUUCAGUCUACUGCAAAACAGAGAGGGGAGACAGACAGAGAAGAGUGUAGAGAGAAGAGUCCAUCGCCCACUUAUUGAGACAUUUUUAAAAACAGACACUUCCGCGCACAUCAUGUACCUGUCAUCCCCCUCGUGCUGUUACCCUUAUAGCCAUGUACAGAUAAAAUUACACUGUAGAACAGACAACUGGAAACCAUAACAGACAAUGGCAUGCCUAAGGUCUUCAAAUCUGCACUUGAGAAAAAAAAGAGAAAAAAAAUGUUAUUUUUAUUUUCCUCUUCUUGGUUUUCUUUUCUUAUGGGGCUGGCUCUGUUUUUUGCUGCUCCCUUCCUGUAAUUACAUAAUGAACUAAUUGCAUUUGCUAUCGCGAGGAAGAAGGAGCUGUUGACGAAUGGUUUGGUAUGAAGAUGAAUCAUGUAAAAGUUUGACUUUGACAUUAAAAACUUCAAACACU
Messenger RNA from Perca fluviatilis (European perch), 9074 nucleotides. RefSeq names its product protocadherin 7a (gene pcdh7a). Gene Ontology annotation, cellular component: plasma membrane. The transcript is spliced from 6 exons. Gene Ontology annotation, biological process: homophilic cell-cell adhesion. NCBI's taxonomy places the organism in Eukaryota, Metazoa, Chordata, Actinopteri, Perciformes, Percidae. Bases 1367 to 5482 code for a protein of 1371 amino acids. The record is from RefSeq and is a predicted model, not a curated record. Gene Ontology annotation, molecular function: calcium ion binding.